AGAAAGAGGAGGAAGAGAAGAAAGAGGAGGAGGAGGAGGAGGACGAGGACGAGUUUUCUUUUUCUUUUUUGUAUGUAUUGAGAAAUCAAUGGUUUAACCUCGAUUGAAGGACUGAGAAGUACGGGAAAGAGAACGAGACAGAGAGAGAGAGAGAGAGAGAGAGAGAGAGAGAGAAAGAAAGAGAGAGAGAGAGAGAGAGACAGAGAGACAGAACUCGAUGGAUCCGAUGGUGGUACGCCUACGUAAUGUGCAUUCGUUCGAUCAUAUCCAGUUAAAUUUCUGGUGCAUGUCAUGCGUCGAAAAGAAGAAAAAGAAGGUAGUAAGAAAAAAUAGUAAUAACAAUAAUAAUAAUAACAAUAAUAAUAAUAAUAAUAAUAAUAGUAAUAAGAAGAAUAAUAUUAGCCGUAAUAGUAAUGCUAAUAGAAAUUUGUUAAAGAGGAAGGAGGUGAAAGAAAGAGGACGAAGACGAUAACGAAAGGAAGAUAGAUAUAUACAUAUAUUCGUAGAAAGAAGGAUGUUCUGACACAUACGUACGCACGCAUAUAUACACACACAUACAUACACGCACGUAGAGAUACAUACGCGGGCACACUUACAUUACAUAUAUACAUACACAUCGAUUGUGUCCAGAGUAAAAUCGCGGCGGAGUAAGGGGGGAGGGGAGGAGAGGUUGCACACGACGUCGUCGUUUCACGUUUGGGAUCCUCGAGCUCCUUGUACCGGAUUAUUAUUGGGAUACGGAUUCGAAUAAAGAAAAAAGAAAAAGAAAAAACAGGAAAAAAAAGAAGAAAAAAUAAAAAAAAAAAAGAAAGGAUGAUAAGGAUGACGUUUUUAUUACGACAGAAGAAUCUAAACUCAAAGAGUUUGGAUGAUAAUUUGGAUUGGAUGAUAUUGGUAGAGGGAUAGAAGGAACGUCAGGGAGUGAAAGAGGAAAGAGGAAAGAAGAAACAUAUAUAAAAAUAAAUAAAUAUUACGAGUAGAAAAAAAAAUUACGAGUCGAAGAGAAAAAGAGGAAGAAGAAGAAGAAGAAGAAAAAGAAGAAGAAGGAUAGGAAGAAAAGAAAGAGGAGAAAGAAGAAGAAGAAGAAGAAGAAGAAGAAGUGAAGAUAAUAGAGGUCGAGGAAGAGGAGGAGGAGGAGGAGGAGGAGAGGGGCAUUCGCGGAGGUGCCACGAAGAAUGUAUAGGUGUACGGAUUACCAAAGCAUCGUCAGGAUGUUCAAGAGCAGGAUCUUUCAAGGCGAUCUCAGCCCAGUCCCGAUUCCGGGCAGCUUGCAACAGUCCAGUCAACAAGGUCAGCAAAAUGAGCAAGAGCUGGCGACGAAAAUGUUGCAAAUUCAAAGCAAACGAUUCUACCUUGACGUGAAGCAAAAUAGACGUGGAAGAUUUAUCAAAGUCGCCGAGAUCGGAGCAGACGGAAGAAGAAGCCAAAUUUAUUUAGCACUGAGCACAGCAUUCGAAUUUCGGAACCACCUGUCAACGUUUAGCGACUAUUAUGCAUCCUUAGGUCCACCGAAUCCGGAAAAUGUGCCGGAUGAUGGAAAACUCAAAUCAGAAAUGAUGGUCAAGGAUAACAGGCGGUAUUACCUGGAUCUCAAGGAGAACUCUCGUGGUCGUUUCCUGCGGGUGAGUCACCCUGUGUCACAAACGAUAACACGAGGAGGACCUAGGACGCAGAUCGCGAUACCUGCGCAAGGUAUGAUCGAGUUCCGUGAUGCGUUGACGGAUCUUUUAGAAGAAUUUGGUUCCGACGAUGGAGGUUUUAAAGGUGAUCUACCCGAUGGUCGCUAUAUGCGCGUUGAAGGGAAGAAUUUUUAUUUUGAUAUAGGUCAAAAUAAUCGUGGCAUCUACAUGAGAAUUUCCGAGGUGAAAACAAACUUUCGAACAGCCAUUACCGUUCCGGAAAAGUCUUGGGCGCGUUUCCGUGAUAUAUUUGCGGAUUACUGCGAGAAAAUGCAAGAAGGUGGUGGAGCAGGUGUUGGCGUUGGUGGUAUGAGCGGUGGCAGCGGUGGCAGCGGUGGAAAUGUUCUUUCAGAUGGGAAGGGCUCGGUAGUGGCACAGAUGAGCGAGUCGGUAAAAGUGGCCGUAAGAUGUCGGCCCAUGUGCAGUCGAGAAAAGCAACAGGGGUGCCGGAACGUCGUGACGAUCGACAGCCUGACAAAAUGUUGUACUUUGGAGAAUCCAUCUUCGAAUGGAAAUUUGACUGGCGGGAAGGUGUAUCAAUUCGACGCAGCAUUUGGUUCGGAUUCAAGUACGGAAUUGGUUUACGAGGACGUUGGAUCGGUCAUCGUGGAGGCUGUACUUCAUGGUUACAAUGGUACAGUCUUUGCUUAUGGGCAAACAGGUUGCGGGAAGUCUUAUACUAUGCGAGGUUUCAUCGAACGUACAUUGGAACAUUUGUUCGAGGCAACUUCAACAUCGAGCACGGAGACACGUUAUUUGGCAUUACUUAGCUAUCUCGAGAUUUAUAACGAACGUUUACGGGAUUUAUUGAAGGAAGAUACGGGUGAAUCAUUGUUGAUGCUGAAGGAGGAUUCAACCAAAGGUACUUACGUGGCCGGUGGUUUGCGCGAGGUCACGGUCAAGGACGCUGCGGAAUGCGCACGUUUGAUCGAACAAGGUGAUAAAAAAAGGGCAGCAGCCGCUACGAAGAUGAACGCAGCAAGUUCGAGGAGUCACGCGGUUUUGACUCUUGCACUCGAGGCAAUAGCUAUUAACGAUAACGAGAAGGGUGGUAGUAACGCUAUUAGAAGAGGAAGACUUCAUUUGGUCGAUUUGGCUGGUUCGGAGAGACAAACGAGAACCGGUGCUACUGGGGAUCGUUUGAAGGAAGCCGCUAGUAUUAAUUUGAGCUUAUCCGCUCUUGGUAAUGUCAUUAGCGCGUUGGCUGCUGGCAAUGGUCGACAUGUACCAUAUAGGGAUAGUAAAUUGACUAGGUUACUAAGGGAUAGUCUUGGUGGCAAUGCAAGAACACUUAUGAUAGCAUGCAUCAGUCCUAGUGACAUUGAUGCCGACGAGACAUUGAGUACACUUCGAUACGCCGCAAGGGCACGUUGUAUAAAAAACAAACCGGUUGUCAAUGAGGAUCCUAAAGAUGCUUUGUUAAGACAAUAUCAAUUGGAAUUACAGAGACUUCGUAAAUUAUUGGAAUCAAAUGAUAAGAUGAACGAUUCGAUUGGCUCGACUAAAGAUCUUGAAUUAUAUGAGAACGUUGAUACAACGGAUAGAGAAUAUAACGAGGAAGUUGAAAGAUUGAAAAAGGAAUGUGAGAAUUCGAAUUUGUCCGCUAAAAGAUUACGAGAGGAACUUGAUAUAUUGAAAUCGCGAUACGAGAAUAAUAAUGAUAAAAUUACAUUGCACGAGGGUGAACCUGUUAUCGAUGAAUUGGACAGAGAACGGGAAGAGAAACGAAGGAAGAAGAGAGAAGCAGCGAAACAAGAAGUAUUAAGGAGAUUAGAGAAACUUACGAUUGGUGGAGAGGCACUUGACAAUAACGAGUUAAGGAAACGAAGAGAAAAGAGAAGAAAGAGAUUGCAAGCUCUUGCUGGUGUUUUAGAAGCUAGCAGUCAAGAUGGCGGUGUCUUCCAAGUUUACGGCCAACUAAGAUCUACCGAGGAUGCAUUGAAAAGAAUGGCAAAGAGAGUACGUCAAUUAGAAGCGGAAGCUGCCGAUCUCCAAGCAUCCUGGGACGCGGAACGUCGUGAUCUCUUACGACGUGAAUUACUUACAUCACAAUUGUGCGACGCAAUGAUACCACAUUUGCGACCAGGUUGUCCAUUACGGGACGUAGAAUCUGUAAGGGCAUCGGCAACUUGGUCCGAGGAAUUAAAUCGAUGGAGACUUCCGGAUGCAUCUAGUUACAUAACAUUACCACCAACGUUCAUUCAAUUACGUGAUGGUAAUAUGAUGACGAACACGAUGACGACACCAGGAAUUAUAUCUAAGGCAGAUCUUAACAACAAUAAUAAUAAUAACAACAAUGACGAUAAAACAACAAGGAGGGAGGAUUAUAGAAAAACGAAUUUAAACGUGUCAACGAAUGAGACCGCAGACGAGACAAUUGAUGAUAAAAAUAAAAUGAAGGAUACGACGAAGAAUUUAGACAUUGCUGGAACAUAUUUUCGUAGAAAUAGAAUUGAUACAUUGUUGGCACGUGUCAAAGAGGCUAAAACAUUCGAAAUAGGAAAUCGUUUGAGCAAGUCCGGCGGUUCGGAGGAUACAACGACUCCGUCUAAUAAUAAUUAUCUACAAUUGAACGCAUUGAACUUGCAAACUAGUGCGCCUGUAAUCACCGAAUCAAAUGUUUAUAAACCGAGUCAACAUCCUAUAACAGUUCACGGUCAUUCAACUCGAUACGCAUGGACCAUAGAUGAUAAUCCAACAAAUAGAACUUAUGGUUCGCUCCUAACUAAUAUGAAAAAAAAUCCACCAAGGAUAUUAGAAGCAUUACCAUCUUAUCCACAAGGCAAUGGUCAACUUGUCAAUAAUCCGUUUCGUUUUAACGAAAGGAUACCUUCUAGAUUCGAUCAAAAUGACGAUCAACGACAACAUCAACAACAACAUGAACAAGAUGAAGAUGAUGAAGUAGAUGAUGAAGAGGAGGAGGAGGAGGGGGAGGAGGAGGAAAAAGGAAAACGCCGUGAACGUCGUUUACUUAAUCUCGAUCGAAAUUUUCAUUCCUCUAAGGCGAGCUAACGAUAUUGAUUAAUUAACGAAUUUAUUAAUUAACGAUUAAUAUUAUUAAUGAAAUACAUACUCGUUAUUUUUAACAUUAUCGUUUUUGAACGUUCAUAUUAUAUCUUAAAUCAUUACAAGCGUUGAACAAUAAUUAUAUCACGUUUAUAUUUAAUUUAUCCUUUUAAAUAAUUCUAUAAACAGAUAUAUAUAUAUAUAUCUCAUAAUAUGAAGAGAAAAAAAAAAAAGAAAUACAAAAAAUAAAAAAAAAAAAAAACAGAAAAGAAAAGAAAAAGGAAGAAAGUGUAUAUAGGCUCACGAAGAGAGAUUAAACGAUCAGUAUUAUAUUAUUUUAAUUUAAGAAAAUAUCCUUU
Molecule: messenger RNA, 5044 nt
Organism: Vespa velutina
Lineage: Eukaryota; Metazoa; Arthropoda; Insecta; Hymenoptera; Vespidae
Product: osmotic avoidance abnormal protein 3-like
Exons: 11
Coding region: 1176-4691 (1171 amino acids)
Biological process (GO): microtubule-based movement
Molecular function (GO): purine-rich negative regulatory element binding; microtubule motor activity; RNA polymerase II transcription regulatory region sequence-specific DNA binding
Source: RefSeq, a predicted model, not a curated record